Moneuplotes crassus is the source of this 1360-nucleotide messenger RNA. Lineage: Eukaryota; Ciliophora; Spirotrichea; Euplotida; Euplotidae. The record is from the annotation of a GenBank genome assembly.
AUGGAAAAGAUUGAUAUUGUAUCAAAGAAGAAGGAAACUCUGAACAAGAGAUCAUCUAUCUCAUCAGACUGAAGUGCUGAAACUGACUCUAGUGAAAAGACAAACCCUAAUGUGAAGAAUAAAGCUUCUUGGGGAGAAAUCUUUAUGUUUACACACGUUCUGAUUUAUGUAGGAAUAGUCUAUGCUUCUUACUAUUACAUGAAUAAAAACAUCCAUAUCAUCUUGUGGAUGUUCUAUGUGGCUGUUCCUUUCAUUGACAUGGUUUUCCCACAAGAUACUAAGAAUUUAACAAGCGCCGUUUCGAAAGAAUAUGAAAAAGACAAAAGGUUUUUAAUACCAUUGUACGCCUUUGCCUUUAUUAGCACUUUUACUUAUAUCUGGGGCAUCUAUGUGUUCUCAACUGAUGAAUUCUCUGGAAUCCUCCAUAGAAUCAUGUUUCUCUUCAGUUUGUCUCAUUUCGGUGCUCUUGGAGAAGUAGUCGGACAUGAACUUUUGCACAGAAGAGAAACUGUACAUAAAAUCUUUGGAACUUUAGAAUACACCAAAGUGCUCUACAGUCACUUCUUUAUUGAACAUGUCAAGGGCCACCACAAGAAUGUUGCUACUCCUCUCGAUCCAGCUUCUUCCAGCAUUGGAGAAAGCUUGUAUGAAUUUUUACCCAAAACUGUCAUGGGAAGUUAUAGGUCUGUUUGGAAAUAUGAAACCAAGAGACUCAAAAAGGAAACUAACAUCCUUAUCUGGUUCUUUAAGAACAGAUUAGUUCUCUUCAACAUUGGCCAUGCUGCCAUAGUUUUAGUGGUAACCUACUACUUUGGAUUCCUCGGACUCUUCUUUGUACUCGGAUAUGCCUUCUUCGGUAUCUUUAUGCUUGAAGCAAUCAAUUAUGUUGAGCAUUAUGGACUUAGAAGAGAUAAAGAUGAGAAUGGUAUUUAUGAGCCCGUAAAUAUCAAGCACUCUUGGAAUGCUCCUCAAAGAUACACAAACUACCUCCUUUUUAAGCUCCAGAGGCAUUCAGAUCACCACGCUAAUAGCUACAAACCAUAUCAGAUUCUGGACAGCUUUGCUGACUCACCUUCUCUUAUUGGAGGAUACACUUUGGCGAUCAUUACCUCAUAUGUUCCAUAUGUUUGGUUCAAGGUCUAUUCCCCACUAGCUAAGGCAGCUCAAGAAGAGAAGAAGAUCGACCAGACCGAUUGUGAGAAGGCUAGUUUCAGAUACUACGUGAUAUACUCAGUGCUGCUCACUCUCUUCACGAUAUUUUUCCAAUUCUAAGAUUGUAGACAAUUCUAGAAAAAUUGCUGAGAAAUCGCAACAGAGCAACGUGAUUUCUGAUAGGAAAAUUAAAUCGAUAAUAAACCUU